Messenger RNA from Ylistrum balloti, 2962 nucleotides. RefSeq names its product rho GTPase-activating protein 12-like. The transcript has 19 exons. The record is from RefSeq and is a predicted model, not a curated record. NCBI's taxonomy places the organism in Eukaryota, Metazoa, Mollusca, Bivalvia, Pectinida, Pectinidae. Gene Ontology annotation, biological process: signal transduction; regulation of GTPase activity. Gene Ontology annotation, cellular component: cytoplasm. Gene Ontology annotation, molecular function: protein binding. The coding region runs from base 1 to 2685 and encodes 894 amino acids.
AUGGGGGAUCAUUCCGACCAUGAUGGGUCGGAUGAGGAAGAUUACAUUGGUUUCGGGUUUGCCACAAGGAAACUUGAGGCGCUGUAUGACUAUACAUAUUUAGAUGACAGUGGCAAUAGAGUGAAUAUGAAAAGAGGAGAGGAAUAUCAUUUGUUGGAGAAGUCAGGGGAUUGGUGGGAAGUGUUUAGAGCUGGAGACUCCACAGAUCUUUCAUUUUAUGUUCCAGCAAAUUAUGUUAAACCUAUAGUUGAUAGUGAAAGUAAGGUUACAGACAAACAUACAAGUGAUUCAGAUGUUAAAGGAGAUCCAGGAAGUGAAACCAGUUCACUUGGUCAUGACGCUCAUACAUCUCCAUCUUUUAAAAAUGGCAUGAGUAAGGCAGUCAGUGUCGAAAGAAAACAAAAUCCAGAUAAAGAGAUGGAUAUCUAUGCAAAUACUAAUGUUAGUACUUUUAUGACAAACAACAAUGUGGAUGUUUCAUCUAAAAAUGGAAGUAUAACGGUGCGGCCUGGCAUGUAUCGAAGGAGUUUAUCCAAUGAUGAUGGAGGUGAUUAUAUGAACUUAGAUUUAUUACGUGAACAAGCAGGUCUACCUUCAGUGUCCAAACCACCUCUUACGGAAGUUGAUCCAAUUUAUGCCAACCAGAAGGACCUAAACAUCGAACCACAGAUAACUGUGACGACCUCUCCAUCACCCCCAGUCUCACCCGAGGAGCCCACUAUACCUGAUGAGAAAAAUUGUCCUUUCCAGAGGACAUUACUCAAUGUCUGGGAUGCCUACCUUGACCCCAUCACAAAGCGUAAUUUUUACAUCAACAAGGAAACCAAAGAGAGGACAUGGAAACCCCCACGAUAUCCAAAAAAGUCUCGCAGUAUGAGGGGCAUUACCACAUCAGAAUACAUUGGGCAAUUGCAGGAGAGAGUGGACCUGCCAAAAUCACAUCCUAUGAGUGUGCGUGUGGAGACCACAAAACCAAUUCCAGAAGGCUGGACUUUAGAAACCGUGGAGGGGAUUAAUUUUUACAUCAACAAACGUACACAGGAAAAGUGGGGUACACACACAGAUGACAAAGGGAAGCCUUACUUCUACAAUCUCGACAGCGGCGAAACAGCAUGGGAGUUGCCAGAGCCAUUUGAGGUGUGCAGUUUAAUGAGCAGACGGGUUGCUUUUAAACGUCAUUCUGCUGAAUCGGUUUCGUUGUUAACCCUGAAUGGAGACCCUGCCAGUUCUUCGAAGAACAUUCCACGCACCAGAUCUCCACAAAUUCCGCGAUCAGUUAAGACACAGUCUAUGUUCUUGGAAUCACACCUGAACUUUGGGAGCUUUCAAGGCCAGCUCCCAGGGGGUCUGAUGUCCAAGUCUUCCACGCUUCCUGUGAACCCCACAUCGGGACCAUUACCCGAGGGUGGGGUACUCCCUAAGUCUCAAACCCUGCCUUAUAACCUCCAGGGAUUAACGCCUGGUACCCUUGAAAUGGACAGGAAAGCUGUCCACCCUGGGACAUCUAAUCAAGGGCAAGAAAAGAUAUGUGGAAUGCUGAAGAAGAGGAUGAUUGUUGAGUUAGGAAAACAGGUCAAGAAAAGCUUCAGUCCUUCAUUUGUGAAACUUUUGGGAACUAACCUGGUAUUUUACAAGAACCGUCAGGCAUCCACACAGCAGGGUUCUAAGCAUGGCAAGCCUGAUUUUAUGGAACCUUUACAGGGGGCCCAUGUUGACAAGUACCCCAACAAACGACACCUCCAUGUCUUAGUGCUGACAACGUGUAACAAGAAUCAAUACCAGCUACAGUUGGAAGACGAGAUUGACAUGCAGAAAUGGUUGUCUAUUUUGGAACUCACUAUCAAAGAAUUGGGUCCAUGUAAGGUUGACCAGCAGCUACUGCUUGUGCCCCCUGGUAAUGCAGACAGUCUGAAGAAAACACCAUCGAUGAAGAAAAAUCGUAAGCCAUCAGAGAGAGAGGAGAACGAUGAGGAGAAGUCCAAAUUCAAAACAAUAUUUGAGAGGUGGAUGAAAGACCCACAGAGACCUACAAAGAAACAGCUGGAAGACAAGGGCAUAAUAGAUUAUAACGUGUUUGGUGGUUCUCUGAAGCAGGUGUGUGAAAAGGACAAAGCUAAGGUUCCUAAAUUUGUACAGAGAUGUGUUGCUGCCAUAGAAAAACGAGGUCUGGACCAGGAUGGAUUAUACCGGAUCAGUGGAAACAUGGCUCAGAUCACUAAGUUACGCUCAAUGUUAAACAUGGAUCUGUCAGCAUUGAUGGACGAGUCAUCUGACCGGUUUGACUAUGACCUUGACAAUCCAGAACUCUGGGACAUUCAUGUAUUGGCUGGAGCACUCAAGUUGUUCUUCCGUGAGCUGAAGGAGCCCCUGUUUGUCUAUGCUCAGUUUGACAAGUUUAUAGCUGCCAUUUCUAAGAAGACACGAUCAGAAAAAUUAAAAGGAUUGAGAGAGCAGGUUAAUGCCCUACCAAAGUAUAACUAUGAAACACUCAAGUUUCUGUGUGGCCAUUUAAUAAGAGUUGCAGACAAGCAAAGUGUCAAUAAGAUGUCAUUCCAUAACUUAGCAAUAGUGUUUGGGCCGACGUUAAUGUGGAAGGAAAUGGACACCAACUUCAUGGCUCAUAUGGUCUUACAAAGUCAGAUAGUGGAGUUUGUUUUACUGGAGUAUAAGCACAUAUUUAAGUGAUAACAGAUCAUUGAUAUGUAAAAUUAUCUCCCUUUGGUGGAAACUUUAGUGGUGAAAAUUUGUUUUUUCUGGAGUGCAAUCAUAGUUAGAGUGAUCUCCCUUGAUUAGAAUCAUGAUAAGGAAAUGACUCAAUGUAGAUUAUCAUUGGAUUGUUUAAACAUCAUUGGCUUGAAUGAUUAUUUCUGUAUAUUAAAACCCACCCUGGAACAUUUUGUUUUUCUUAAUUCUGGUUUCAGGAUAUGGAAUGAUUUGCUAUCGUAACAAGACGCUGAGUUCU